This is a messenger RNA of Cordyceps fumosorosea ARSEF 2679, 300 nucleotides long. RefSeq lists its product as hypothetical. The coding region runs from base 1 to 300 and encodes 99 amino acids. Lineage: Eukaryota; Fungi; Ascomycota; Sordariomycetes; Hypocreales; Cordycipitaceae. The transcript has a single exon. The record is from RefSeq and is a predicted model, not a curated record.
AUGAGGCUGACCGCCUACAAGGCCCUCUCGAACGUUCACUACCCGCCCGACAUCAUCACCCAUGGAGUCGUGGACGAAUACCUCGGCCCCUGUGGUUAUACCAUCGACCGCACAGAGUAUAGCUUUCCGGGUUCUGACCAGCUCUGGCAUUCGCUCCUGCGCAGGCUCGAUGCCGAUUUCAGGCAAGAAAUCUACGUCUUUCAGCACCACCAGCAUAUACCACGGGAGCGAGAAGCUACCGAAAAGCUGAUUUCACUGGUUCGCUUUGACGGUCGUCCGAUCCAUCACUCGACGGCCUGA